This is a messenger RNA of Cydia pomonella (codling moth), 6076 nucleotides long. RefSeq lists its product as uncharacterized. The transcript has 23 exons. Lineage: Eukaryota; Metazoa; Arthropoda; Insecta; Lepidoptera; Tortricidae. The record is from RefSeq and is a predicted model, not a curated record. Bases 54 to 4562 code for a protein of 1502 amino acids. Gene Ontology annotation, biological process: nuclear-transcribed mRNA catabolic process, nonsense-mediated decay.
AAACAUUUCACUCGCGUUUGUACUCUUCGGAAAAAGCGAUAUUCAUAUGAAUAAUGGCCAAAAUGAAGAACUUUUCGCUAGCAGACAUACCGGAGUUCUCUAAAAAAGAGCGCAUAGUAGUAGUUGGGAUAAUAGGCAAGUCCCCAUAUCGGUACCCAAAUAAAACAACACCACUUUUUUCUUCAUCGGCCACUGAAGAGAAUGGCAUUGAAUGCCAUUGGGAUGAGCGCCACAAUACACUUUUCCUCCACGCCAUCACAUACCUGGACACCAAGCAACUGACUACUCUCGCAGCCAGCCUCGAUGAGAACUCAAACUCAACGGAAAAAGACGCCGAUGCCUCCCACUGGCUGGUGGCGGCCGGAGAGCUGGCUGCGGAAGCCUGCAAGGCCAUGGCGCUGAUAUUCCAUUUGUGCCAUAUUGUGGUUCUGUCGUCACCUACUCCAGUGUUUGAUCUUGGAUAUCUGCAGUUGUUUAAAGCUAUUGAUGCUUAUAGGACCGAGCUGGCCCCUCGCACCUCUGCCGCGGUAUCCUCUCUCGGCGGCGCCUGGGAGGCGCACGGGCGCUCGUGUUGCCCGCGUCUCCUCUUCCACUUCCGUAGGGCUCCACGGGCCUUGGCAAGGAACCCUGCCGGCUUGAAGCGGCUGGAACACGCGGUGGAAGACCAGUUGUAUUUCAUACUGAGAAAAGCACGCAUUAUCACGAAUGUUUGUGCCAAAUCCCUCUUCGCCAUCCCGAAGAACGAAGAGUUCGUAUACAUGAGCGCGGACGAAGCACCAUGCGCGCGCGACGUCAGCGCGCUAGUUCGCGGUCUCGUGCGGCGCUGCGCUGGCGUCGAACCUGUCGACAACCGACCUGAGAGAGGAGGGCUGCGGCAGUUUAUCCAGGGACAUGUGGACUUGGCGUUCGGAGAGGGGUUUGAUGAUAACGUUGGCAAAUAUGCGAUGAGCACUUCUUUCUUUGAGCUGCCGGCGGCAUCAGCGUGGCGCUCCGCGGCGCAGGCGUUAGCGCCGCUGUACCUGGAGUCCCCGGCUGCCGAGGGCGGAGCCCUACACGACUCCCUCGCUACGGAUGUGCGGUUCUCGCACGCUCGAUGUGCUAAGGUUCUGCCCAUCGCGCAAGCAUCAUACGCCGAGGGUCUACCAGCGCAUUACUCCAGUCAACACCACGCGCACAAGGUGAGUGUGGCGUUAGGCGUGCUACACACCAUGGCCCGCGGUCCCGUAGCAGGGGCGGCCGAGGCGCGCCUGCGGGCCGCCUGCACGGCCGCCUGGCGCUCCCGGUCCCUGUGCGAGGCACCCUCGCUCACCGCGCACCCCUGCAUACACCCCGAGCAGUCGGUGCUACACCCCAUGGCCCGCGGUCCCGUAGCAGGGGCGGCCGAGGCGCGCCUGCGGGCCGCCUGCACGGCCGCCUGGCGCUCCCGGUCCCUGUGCGAGGCACCCUCGCUCACCGCGCACCCCUGCAUACACCCCGAGCACAGGGGCGGCCGAGGCGCGCCUGCGGGCCGCCUGCACGGCCGCCUGGCGCUCCCGGUCCCUGUGCGAGGCACCCUCGCUCACCGCGCACCCCUGCAUACACCCCGAGCAGUGAGUACAUGUGCUAGCGGUGCUACACCCCAUGGCCCGCGGUCCCGCAGCAGGGGCGGCCGAGGCGCGCCUGCGGGCCGCCUGCACGGCCGCCUGGCGCUCCCGGUCCCUGUGCGAGCGGUGCUACACCCCAUGGCCCGCGGUCCCGCAGCAGGGGCGGCCGAGGCGCGCCUGCGGGCCGCCUGCACGGCCGCCUGGCGCUCCCGGUCCCUGUGCGAGGCACCCUCGCUCACCGCGCACCCCUGCAUACACCCCGAGCAUGACAACACAAAAGAGCACUCAUCAGGCGUCCGUUACAUCAGCGCGUGCAACUGCGGCCGCAGCAAGUGCUCCCGCGACGACCCGUACACAGUGAAAGCGGCCAACUGCACGUUCUACACCACCGCCGCGGCCGAGUGCGGAGUCUGUAACACUCUCACGUCUGUGGCGUUCCCCGUGUUCACCCCCUCCACGCCCACCUACAGGGCUGCAUCAGUGAAAGCGGGUUCUCAAGAGGCGGAGCCUGAACCUCGGGCCUCCGACGGCAACUCGGGCUGUUCAGGCUGGUCGGCGGGCGACGCGCUGUCCCCUGGCUCCGGAGACGAGGACCCCGGGCCGCAGUACCUCGUGCCCGUCCGGGACAACGGUGAGGGUGUCACACGAGGGCUGCUCGGGCUGGUCGGCGGGCGACGCGCUGUCCCCUGGCUCCGGAGACGAGGACCCCGGGCCGCAGUACCUCGUGCCCGUCCGGGACAACGUACCUCGUGCCCGUCCGGGACAACGGUGAGGGUGUCACACGAGGGCUGCUCGGGCUGGUCGGCGGGCGACGCGCUGUCCCCUGGCUCCGGAGACGAGGACCCCGGGCCGCAGUACCUCGUGCCCGUCCGGGACAACGGUGAGGGUGUCACACGAGGGCUGCUCGGGCUGGUCGGCGGGCGACGCGCUGUCCCCUGGCUCCGGAGACGAGGACCCCGGGCCGCAGUACCUUGUGCCCGUCCGGGACAACGUACCUUGUGCCCGUCCGGGACAACGGUGAGGGUGUCACACGAGGGCUGCUCGGGCUGGUCGGCGGGCGACGCGCUGUCCCCUGGCUCCGGAGACGAGGACCCCGGGCCGCAGUACCUCGUGCCCGUCCGGGACAACGGUGAGGGUGUCACACGAGGGCUGCUCGGGCUGGUCGGCGGGCGACGCGCUGUCCCCUGGCUCCGGAGACGAGGACCCCGGGCCGCAGUACCUUGUGCCCGUCCGAGACAACGUACCUUGUGCCCGUCCGGGACAACGGUGAGGGUGUCACACGAGGGCUGCUCGGGCUGGUCGGCGGGCAACGCGCUGUCCCCUGGCUCCGGAGACGAGGACCCCGGGCCGCAGUACCUCGUGCCCGUCCGGGACAACGCGGUGAGGGUGUCACACGAGGGCUGCUCGGGCUGGUCGGCGGGCGACGCCCUGUCCCCUGGCUCCGGAGACGAGGACCCCGGGCCGCAGUACCUCGUGCCCGUCCGGGACAACGGUGAGGGUGUCACACGAGGGCUGCUCGGGCUGGUCGGCGGGCGACGCGCUGUCCCCUGGCUCCGGAGACGAGGAGCCCGGGCUGCUCGGGCUGGUCGGCGGGCGACGCGCUGUCCCCUGGCUCCGGGGACGAGGUGCCCGGCCCGCAGUCCCUCGUGCCCGUCCGGGACAACGGUGAGGGUGUCACACGAGGGCUGCUCGGGCUGGUCGGCGGGAGACGCGCUGUCCCCUGGCUCCGGGGACGAGGAGCCCGGCCCGCAGUACCUCGUGCCCGUCCGGGACAACGAAAAAGUAAUAACUCGCCAGCCCUCAACCACGGAGUACCUGCCCGGAAUGCUGCAUACGGCCUCCCCCCCAGGCCUGUUACCAGCCUUCUCCUCCUGGUCCCUGGUCUGCCUCGGAGCCUCCUCGUUGUACUCGCACAGCCUGGGCCUGCCCGAGCACCUGCAGCCGGGGCUGCUGCCGCACACCAACUACCUGCUGCCGUGGGACGCCAGAGUGCGGUCAGUCAACAUACAGUCCUUGUACUGCCUCCUGCCCCUGGUCUCCUCGGAGCCUCUUCGCUGUACUCGCACAGCCUGGGCCUGCCCGAGCACCUGCAGCCGGGGCUGCUGCCGCACACCAACUACCUGCUGCCGUGGGACGCCAGAGUGCGGUCAGUCAACAUACAGUCCUUGUACUGCCUCCUGCCCCUGGUCUCCUCGGAGCCUCUUCGCUGUACUCGCACAGCUUGGGCCUGCCCGAGCACCUGCAGCCGGGGCUGCUGCCGCACACCAACUACCUGCUGCCGUGGGACGCCAGAGUGCGGUCAGUCAACAUACAGUCCUUGUACUGCCUCCUGCCCCUGGUCUCCUCGGAGCCUCUUCGCUGUACUCGCACAGCCUGGGCCUGCCCGAGCACCUGCAGCCGGGGCUGCUGCCGCACACCAACUACCUGCUGCCGUGGGACGCCAGAGUGCGUAUGGAGCAAGUAAGCGCAUGGCGAGCUGCACAAGCGUCCGCACGCGGGCGCGGAAAAGGCACCGCACCGCACCACCUCACCGUCAAGAUAUUUCUGGGUUUUGAAUAUGAGUGUCCACGUGGGCACAGGUUCAUGAUGUCCUCCCCCGACACGGUGGUGAGCGGCGGCGGCGGCGCGUGCGGGCGCGACGCCGGCGCCGCGGGCGCGCGCCUGGCCGCCUCCGACAUGCCGCUGCACGCGCCCUGCCUGUGCAGGGGCUCCAGCGCCAUGCUGGCCCAGCUGAUGAGGGUGCACGUGGUCACUCCCAAGGCACCCGUUCAUGUCACUUUGGACCCUAAGGUCCAACCAGUGACGGGCGGGCCGAUCUUCGUCCCCGAACCAGCCGGCUCCGAGCCCAUCGAACUCUCGGGCUCCGCCUACUGGGUGCUCCGCCUCCCCUACAUAUACGCUGACGAGCGCGGUCCUCUGCCCCGGCCUCGGCAGGCCUCGGGGCUGCUGCUGGCGCCGCUGCUGGGCCUGAGAGAGUAGACACAGGGUUGAGGAGUUGGAAAAGAAGAAACAACCAAGCGAAGCAGACGUUGACGCCUUUUAUGGAUCUAGGCGAUACGGGCAGUCUAAGUAGAGGUUAGGCUGUUGUCAUCGUCAUGAAUACGUCAACCACGGAGGAGAAACCACUGGUGUUGGCGGUCAGUAGGAACAGAGUGGCGCUGCCCGAUUUCUCUAUAAUAACCUUUAACAAAAAAUAAUUAACCUGUUCUCUUGAUUGCCUUAAGAUCCAAGCAACCGGACAAAAAAAAAUUGAAUCGGUAUAGCAUCACGAGGGAGAGUGAUUGGAGAAUAUACAUAAAUAACUAUUAAACAUUCAAAAAACCCCCCUUCGCUAUACGCGAAAUAUUCUAAAAUGCAUCAUUUUGGAAACGAGCUGAUAUUUUUCAAACUGCUGGAUCGGUUCAUAUCUAAGUAACUCCGCAAGAAAACUCUUUCACGUAAAAAUCGCAUCGAUAUCGGUCCAUCCGUUGGAGAGCUACAGUGCCACAGGCAGACAUUGGCGUCAAACAUAACACCCCUCUUUUAAUGUCAGGGGAUAAAAAGCAGCAAAGAUCCCGAUGAAUUGAGACAUUCGUCUUUUUUGAAGUCGGUUAUACUCGUGAAUGCUCAUUCGCUACUUGCUUAACGCCGCUGGUCACUUACCUGCCUCGCUACGGCAAGUAAAAUGAAUUUGAAAUAGAGGUGUGUAUUGUCAAAGAAAACUUUGUAGUGACGUAAAUUUACUGCCAUCUUUCGACACAUACUUAUAACUUUAACUUUUAGAACGCCAUUUGACAUUGAUCCUUAUUCUUUCAUUGAUAAUGUGUUCAAUUUGUUAAAUAUCAAAAAGUGGCGCCAUCUAAUAGAGCAAAGGCCAAAAGUGUAGCAGCAUCGUUUCGAGUGAUGGCGCCAUAACCUUUAGGUAGUGCCCAGUAAGAUGGCGCCACUUUUUGAUAUUAAGGCGUAUUCGGGUAUUAUCGAAAGGAAAUAACGCUAAAAAAGUGCCGGAUGACUAAUUUUGAAAUGAUAACUCAAUAACUGAAAUUACCCGAAUACACCUUAUUUCCUUUUAAUUCUAACGCCUAUAUGCGAUCUAUGUCUGGGCCAUAAUAAUUGAUUGUAAAAAGAGUAGAAUUCAAAAAAAUAAACGACUUUAUAUAAUGUAGAUACGAGUUAUUGCACCUAGACGAAAUUAGACCUUAUUAAUAUCUUUAAAAUAGAAGUUGAGGCAAUGACUUCGUGAAAUGCUGGAACUAUUCCUACUUUAUAGAGUCAACAUCAAAUAUAGUGACGGAAAAACUCAAGUCAGUUUUCAAAACUCGCCAAAUAUAUCGUAAAUCUGAACACACCACAUAGAAAUAAGAAUUUGUUCCGAUAUAUUUGUCCACUUUGGCCGUUACUGUUAGCUGACUGUACCUAACAUUUAUCUACAUAUGCCUUAUAAAUAAAAAUGAAUAAAAUAUGUAUAAAAUUGCCUUAUGUAUAAAAUAUGAAAUAAAACAAUGUUCUGUUCA